This is a messenger RNA of Prionailurus viverrinus (fishing cat), 835 nucleotides long. Its product is annotated as putative RNA-binding protein 15B. NCBI's taxonomy places the organism in Eukaryota, Metazoa, Chordata, Mammalia, Carnivora, Felidae. The record is from RefSeq and is a predicted model, not a curated record. The transcript has 5 exons. Bases 1 to 570 code for a protein of 189 amino acids.
AUGGACGUGGCUAGAGGAACUGUAUUCAGCAGCCCGCGGGAACCAGGACUUGCCCUCCCUCCCUUCCCGGAGCUACCUCGGCUCCCCUCCUCCCCAGGUGAGGCCCGCCCCCCGCACACCGGCCCGGGCUGGCACCUGGCGGGCGCUGCGGACACGGCAGGGGGAGGAGACAGCCGCGGGGCGGGCGCCGCGGGGCCGCGCGUGGCUUCGCCGAGCCGCAGCCGAACUUUCUCCCCAGAAGUCCCGCUUUUGGGGUCAGGAGGAGCGGGGCGGGGAGCGGAGAGCGGAGUUCCUGGAAGGAGCGGCGGCCGCAGCUCGGCAACAUGGCCUCCUCCACCUCCUCCUCUCCGGCCGGGGCCGAGAGCACCCCUCCUGCGCAGGGUGACUAUGGAUCCUACUAUUCCCGAAGCUCCAGAAAGUGUGUGCCUCCUGGCAGAAGCCACCCAGCCACCCCACUGCCAGCGCUCCGCUUCACAUCAUGAAUAUUCAGAGGCUGCAGUCAUUGAGGACUCAGGUGGCAAAAAUAAGAACCAUCCUUUGCAGCAUUCCCCCUUCCGAGGAAUCACUUAGACACUUCCAGCUGGUGGCAGGGGAUACAGCCAUAAUACAGCUUCCUCUGUCCCAGCUGUCUUUUUCACUACGAUAAAUGCAUUACGAUGGCUGCACUCUCGUGUAAAGGUUCAGGUAGAGGAAGGUGUAGGAUGAAGUCUGGAAGCCGUCUUUUGGGUUUUUAAAAGCUUCAGCUUCGACAGCAUCUCUGCAUUUUGAAUGUCUUCCUGCUUCUGGUCAAAGGUUUCUCUCCAGUGAUUGGAAUGCUACUGUAAGCCUGGUUAAA